CUCUCAACCAAAGGCACCUCUGAGCCAAACUGGGUUGAAUUGGCCUGAGAUGAUUACUGCAACUACCAAUUAUUUGUUGCAGCUUUUAUGGCCUAGCAAUCCCGGAUGUCUCUUUCUGGAAUGUUUGAUGGGGAAUUGUCAGUAUGUACAAUUGCAGGAUUAUAUUCAACUGCUACGUCCCUGGUGUCAAGUCAAUGUUGGUUCCUGUCGAUUUAUGCUGGGACGGUGUUACCUGGUUACAGGAGAGGGACAGAAGCUCUGGAUUGCUUCCGCCAUGCAGCAUCUGAAGUGGGCAAAGAGGAGUUCUUGGAUCGCUUGAUUCGCUCAGAAGAUGGGGAGAUUGUGUCCACCCCCAAGAUGCAGUAUUAUGAUAAGGUUUUGCGUCUACUAGAUGUUGUUGGUUUGCCUGAGCUGGUUAUUCAGUUGGCUUCGUCAAUAUUAACUGAAGUAGGUGGUGACUGGAAAAGUCAGGCUACCUUAAGGACAUGCAUUUUCAAACAUCAUUUGGAUUUGGGUCACAAUAGCCAAGCAUAUGAAGCCUUAACCCAAAUUCCUGAUUCCAGCAGGCAGUUAGAUUGUCUGCGGCAGCUGGUGGUAGUUCUUUGCGAACGCUCACAGCUACAGGAUCUUGUAGAGUUUCCCUAUGUGAAUCUGCAUAACGAGGUUGUGGCAAUAAUUGAAUCACGUGCGCGAGCUGUGGACCUUAUGACUCACAAUUACUAUGAGCUCCUCUAUGCCUUUCACGUCUUUCGCCACAAUUACCGAAAGGCUGGUACGGUGAUGUUUGAAUACGGAAUGCGUCUCGGCAAAGAGGUUCGAACUCUGCGGGGACUUGAGAAGCAAGGCAACUGUUAUUUGGCUGCUGUUAACUGUUUACGACUUAUUCGUCCAGAAUAUGCAUGGAUUGUACACCCAGCAUCUGGUGCAAUGUAUGAUCGUCCUGGAGCAUCCCCUAAGAGGAAUCAUGACGGAGAAUGCACAGCUGCUCCAACCAAUCGGCAGAUUGAAAUUCUGGAGCUGGGCGACCUGGAGAAAGAGUGUUCCUUGGCCCGCAUUCGCCUCACUCUCGCUCAGCAUGACCCCUCGGCAGUUGCGGUUGCAGGAAGUUCGUCAGCAGAGGAGAUGGUCUCUCUCUUGGUUCAGGCUGGCCUUUUUGACACUGCCAUAUCACUCUGUCAGACUUUUAAGCUCCCCUUAACGCCAGUCUUCGAGGGACUUGCUUUCAAAUGCAUCAAGUUGCAGUUAGGAGGCGAGGCGGCGCAAGCAGAAGCCUGGUCCUGGCUAGCAGCCAAUCAGCUCUCAUCGGUCAUCACCACUAAGGAGUCUAGUGCUACAGAUGAAGCAUGGCGACUAUUAUCAACUUACCUAGAAAGGUACAAAGUCCAGAAUAACUUAUAUCACCACUGUGUAAUCAACAAGCUCUUGUCUCACGGAGUGCCUCUGCCUAAUUGGCUUAUAAACAGUUACAAGAAGGUUGAUGCUGCUGAGUUGCUCCGUUUGUACUUAAACUAUGACCUUUUAGAAGAAGCUGUGGAUUUGGUUUCAGAAUAUGUAGAUGCUGUACUGGGGAAAGGACAUCAAUACUUUGGAAUUGAGUUUCCACUGUCGGCAACAGCUCCGAUGGUGUGGCUCCCGUACUCUUCUAUUGACCAGCUUCUCCAGGCUCUGGGAGAGAACAGUGCCAAUAGUCACAACAUUGCUCUAUCCCAGAAAAUACUUGAUAAAUUGGAGGACUACCAGCAAAAAGUUGAUAAGGCAACACGGGAUUUAUUAUAUCGUCGGAACUUGUGAUCCGAACGGUUGCCUAGCCUUUGUAGCCGCUUGGUGCCUCUUAGGGCUUAAGACUUUACCCUACAGGAACCCUGUAUUCCUGGACAGUUUUUAUACCUGUAAAUGAUGUAUACAACAUCAAGUCUGCAUUCUGCGCAAAAGAGGAGGGCAGAUGAGUCACAGAACCUGUGCUUGCUGGCGGUGCUAACACACAACUUCUGGUUUUCAACCUUGGUCUCCAACAGCUGCUUUUGUAUAUGAUUCACAAGCCUUUUUAGAGUUUCUAUUUUUUUAAACUACCGAAGACAUUCUUUAUCUGCAAAUUAAAGCCCACCCUCACUUUCCAAAAUAGCCAAUGGUGGUUGGUUGGUUGUAGCUAACCACCAGAAGCAGUCACUGCAAAUCCUUCCAUUCUUCCCUAUCACUUUUUGUAUUUCAAUGGAAUUAUUUUGGUCCAGAACUGACAUGUAUUUUCUGUAUUGCAAAAAGAGGCUAAUGAUUUUGCAUACUCUUUUCAUUAUUUAUUGUGGAGUUUUUGUAUGAUCUUCAAUAAAGUAUUAAAUAAUUUGCCUAGAUUAAACCUAAAAUGAUGACCAGCUGUCAAAGAAGAUACCUUAUUUUGAAUCUGGUUCUGAGGCUAAAGUUGAGUAAACUCUUAGCUAAGAAAAAAAUUGGAAAUUUUAUCUAUAAGAAUAACCAAUUUUGAAAGUAAAUUCUGUUAACUGUUAUGAUUUAUGAUAAUCAAGCCAGACUUGAUCAUACUACUUGUGUAAUAAUGUAUUGGACCAAAAUAUAAACUUUCCUGGUCAGAUUCAGAAGUAUUCGUGCCCACAAAUUUGGGGGAAGGUGAAAAACGAAAUCUUGGAUUUUAUUCUGUAUAUUAAAAUUUAUCUUUUAAGGAAA
Messenger RNA from Callorhinus ursinus (northern fur seal), 2673 nucleotides. Lineage: Eukaryota; Metazoa; Chordata; Mammalia; Carnivora; Otariidae. The record is from RefSeq and is a predicted model, not a curated record.